AUGUACUUGUUCGAAAACCCACUAGCUGGUGUGACGCCAUCAUAUAGCAGCACGCCUCGAAAGUCUUCUGAACGACUGUUCAGCCAACCUUACAUUGAGGACGAGCAAUCCGAUCACGGGCCCAAACCUUUCUGUCCUCCACCCUCCCAUAAGCUUUGUCUUGACCCUGAACAUAAUCCUGUAGAAAUUGAUUGUGUGAGCAUCAGCGGCACGCCAACAACAUCAUUGACUCCUACUCCUUUGCCCUGCCACUGGACAACGGCCAGUCCCCAGUGUGUAGGCUCCAUUAAUUCAACUGGAGCUACUCAGGCAUGUGCAGUCAGUCAUUGCAUGAUCACUGAUUUACCAGGUUUCUCGCGAGCCAGCAUCGACUCGAAACCAAAUCUGGAAACACCCGCAAAUAUGGAUAAAUUCGGACAAAUUCCUGCAGAAGAGACUGAAAAACCUGACUAUCAAUGCCUUUUUGAAGAGGUCAUCAUAUUGCGACGGCGAGUAGUCGAGCUAACCGACCAGGUUAAUUCGGUUGAACAAGUGGUCUCAACAGAUCAGUAA
Protopolystoma xenopodis is the source of this 552-nucleotide messenger RNA. The record is from the annotation of a GenBank genome assembly. NCBI's taxonomy places the organism in Eukaryota, Metazoa, Platyhelminthes, Monogenea, Polystomatidea, Polystomatidae.